GAAAUGCGUGACGAAUUAAUAAAAUACGUAGAGUCUAACGAAAUUGAAGAACAAGACAUACCAAAAGUUUCUACAAUACAAGGUUGGAUUAGCAGAUACGCAGCUGCAUUUAAAGAGCAAGCCACAGAAGCAGCACUUCGAAGUAAUGCCCAAAAUACUUCUUAA
Messenger RNA from Diversispora eburnea, 165 nucleotides. The record is from the annotation of a GenBank genome assembly. NCBI's taxonomy places the organism in Eukaryota, Fungi, Glomeromycota, Glomeromycetes, Diversisporales, Diversisporaceae.